Molecule: messenger RNA, 1233 nt
Organism: Plasmopara halstedii
Lineage: Eukaryota; Oomycota; Peronosporomycetes; Peronosporales; Peronosporaceae
Exons: 1
Coding region: 1-1233 (410 amino acids)
Molecular function (GO): calcium ion binding
Source: RefSeq, a predicted model, not a curated record
AUGGCAAAUCCGAAUCAAUACAUGACUGAAAUUGAAAUGGAGAGUUGGAGUCUUGAUGAAAUUGAGACGCGUAUUCGAGAUAAAAUUCAACAAACAACUUCGCGUAGCUCGGACACAUUUCGUCAAGCAUUUAAAAUCUUUAAAAAAGCGAGACACGUGACCAUGGACGAGUUUCGAGAGCGUCUUCUUGCUCUUGGUUUUCGGUUAACGCCAGAUCAGUGUCGAGGAUUGUUCAAACGGUACGAUACAGACAAAAGUAAUGACUUGGAUCUACAGGAAUUUUGCUUGAAGAUUUUGCCUCCCGAUUACACGCAUGAUGGAGAUCACUGGUCACAUUCGGAGAAGUUUAAAAAGGAGUCGCAACGACAGAAAUUGGAUUAUGUCAAACGAUCGAAGAAUGGGUUGAUCAUGCUUCCGAAAUUUAUCGAAGCGCAUCGAUUCUCUCGUGGUCAUCGUGCAACCCGUUUGUUUCAGAAAAAGCUCAUGAAAGAAGCUCAGCCAACUGACAAAUGUAAAGAAGGAAACAGUAUGUCCGACGGAACUCGACCAUCAACCAGUUCAUCCAUUGUUGAAAAUUCGAUUCAACCUUUAAUACCUCGACCUCCGUCUGUGUCUCGUCCUCUGUCAGUGGCAACUGAAAGUUGUGGUUUACAGCAUUCUUUGAGUCCUCGCCACAGCAUAGGUCGAAUUGCCCCUAUAUUGCCUACAGAUGGAAAGUCACAAGGGUCAUGUACUUCACGCAAUAUUCGUGUAGCAGAUUCACCGACGCACGCAACCCCUCCACCAUCAGCGCGCAUGGUGUCUCUCUCUCGUCCGAUAUCUCCCCGGGUGGUUGACUCUCUAGCUUCACCUCAAUCUUCUAGUCCCUCACGAUUAAAUUCUCCUAAAGCUAGUGAGCCAGCGAUUGGGUAUGAAGACGAGGAAAUUCUUGUUGACGAAUGCAAAUCACAAGAUCUAGCUCAAGCCAAGCUGAUGUCGCCUAACCGGCGCAGGCUUGGCACACCAAAUCGUCACCAGCGCUUUUCAAUAGAUCCUUAUACUUCCAAUCAAGACUUAAUACGUCCAGCGGAGACUGUAGCUGAGUGUUCGACAAGCUCUUCAGGUGGUGCUUUGAAAACAGCAAAGCACAUGCCGCAAAGAAAUCACGUUUUGCUCAUCAAGCGCUUGAUGCAAGCAGCCAAAAAAAGAGCUGAGUUGAAGAAUGGCAAACGAUUGAAUUGUGCGCGUCGGUGA